AUGGCCGCCACGACCACAUCUGCCCAGGAUAUGGGCACCGUCACCACCACGCUACAUCCAAACACCAACUUGCUUGCUGCCGUUGCUACCAUGAGUCCGAUGCCCAGCACGGCUCCGUACGAGACAUCAUCCCCCUCUCAACAAGCUCCGCAUACUCUUGCUACCGGCGCCCCGGUACCGACGCCCGCAUCUGCGCCGACUGCGCCAGCUCCUGUAUCACCUGCCCCUGCUGGCGGAUCAGCAGCCUCGGCGGCCGCGGCUGCUGCGGCCGCGGCUGCGUCGGCAUCGCGCAGCGUCAAGAGGCCACGUCCCGUCAAGUCAUGUACCGAAUGUCGCAAACGGAAGCUGAGGUGUGAUCGCAACCUGCCAUGCUCCCAGUGCCAGAAGUCGCACCGCAACUGCAGGUAUGCCGCCGAGCACGACUCCUCCAUGCUCUCGGACGGCUCCGAUGCCGAGGUCGGCGAUCAUCUGCAGCGCCCGCCAAAGAGGAACUGUGUACCCGCAAUCACGCCUUCGGGACCACCGCCGGCGGAAUCCUCGUUCGUGCCCCUUCGCAACGGGGAGUCGGCCGGCCACUCUGCCCUGGAGGAGCUGACGUUGAGACUGGACCGCCUGGAGAGACAGUUCAUGAUCAAGAGCCCCGCUGGUACCGAAUUCAGCGGAAGUGGUCAGCGUUUGCCGCUCUCGCCGGGUACAAUACGAGGGCUGACGGUCAAGAGAGGCGCCCUACGAACACGGUUCUUUGGCCAAAACAGCGUGCGUGUCUUGCUGAACCUGUUCGACGACGCCAAGGAUUUCAUGGCAAACCAGUCCAAGAUCGAGGGCAUCCGAGACAUCAUGUACGGUCUGCAGAUACUCCACAAGCGGAUUCAGGAAGAGUACCGAAAGUCUCUGUCCCCCAUCUCUGUUUUUGCCGACUCUGUCAUUCCGGUCCAGAAGCGCAUGCAUGACAUCCUCCCGAAGAAGGCCGUAUGCGACAGGCUGCUGGCCUCGUACAUCGACACGUCCGAAACCAUCUACCGCAUGAUCCACGUACCGACCUUCAAGGAACAACACGAACUCUUUUGGGAUGGAAAGCUGCCGGGCGACGACUUCCUCCCGCAGCUCCUGGCCGUCCUGUCCAUCGGAUCGAGGUUCGAGACCAAGUCAAAGGGGCUGGGCCACGAACGCGUCGAGGGCGUGCACAUCCCGACGGCCUGCGCACUUGUCCGGUCGUGGCUGGACGGCCUCAGGGGCAAACAACUGGUGGACUUGACGACGUUGCAGACAGAGAUCCUGCUGGUGCACGCGCAAAGAAUGACCACCCCGCGGCCGCAGGACUCGUGGGCCCAGUUGGGCUACAUCGUGCGCAUGGCCAUGACCAUGGGCCUACACCGGGAUCCGUCCGAGUUCGAGCCCCGAAUGCCCGUUUUCCUCGGCGAGCUUCGAAGGAGGUUGUGGUUCACCAUACUCGACAUGGAUUUGCAUCUAUCACUGGCUUGCAACCUCUCGUGUCUCGUGCGCGAGGGCGACUUCACCUGCCGGCCGCCCCGAAACCUCGACGAUGCCGAUCUGUAUUUCGACAUGAAGGAGCUGCCGCCAAGCAAGCCCAUUGACCAGCUGACCGACAACCAGAUGCAGGUGUACGCCGCCAUGACGCUCGGCGUUCGGAUGCAAGUCGCGCACCUGAUCAACCGCGUCGAUUCCGUCCGGGACUAUGGUGAGAUCAUCGAGGUGGGCACGAAGCUGGACCGGUUUCUGGAAGACAUCAACUAUCUGUUCCCGCGGCACGGCAUCCUGAACGAGGUGGAAAAAAGCAAACAGUGGAGGUCCAGGGUCAUCCUUGACAUGCACGUGAGGCGGCCGUUGCUGGCCCUCUACCGCCCCUUCGCCUUGGGGUUGCCGGACGCUCCGUCGCAGAUAUCGAGGGCGUACUUGCGGUCCUCCAUGGUCAUCAUGCGCUACCUCGACGAGCUUGAUCCGCUGCUCACCCACUUCCAGGACGUCAGCGACAUGUACCACAUGGUGCUGAAGAAGGACAUCCUGCAGGCCGCCUUCAGCGUGUGCUUCUACAUCAAGGCGGCCACCGAGUCGCACGCCAACGGCAACACGCUUGGGAUAGCCUCCACCGUGGCCAUGUCGCCCGAUCCCAUGGACGACGGUGUCGCCUUCAGCACCGAGACGUUUGCGCUCUGGUCGCCGUCGCGCCUCAUCAAAACGGUCGAGAAGACGCUCAACCUGCUUGUCCGCAACGUCGGCGGGAACGAUCUGAAGGACAUCGUCGCGCUCGCCGUCGUGCUGGCGUCUGUACAGACCGCGAGUCAAGAGCAGAAGCUGCAAGAGAUCCGGCGCAGCCUGCAGGGCGUACUCGAUGCCUGCAAAGCCUCCACCAAUGCGAGCCCUGAGAAGAUGUCCCUGCAAACCCCAGCCGAUCCGAUGGAUCCAUACAUGCAGACAAGAGCGCCAUUCAUGUUUCAUGCGAAUGCGUCGGCAGCUGCGGUAAGUGACCAUCACGGUGGCUGGGUUUUGUGGGACGGAUGGGACUGGGCUGAUGCGUGGUCGGCAGACUCUGGAUGA
Messenger RNA from Colletotrichum higginsianum IMI 349063, 2556 nucleotides. Its product is annotated as fungal specific transcription factor domain-containing protein. Lineage: Eukaryota; Fungi; Ascomycota; Sordariomycetes; Glomerellales; Glomerellaceae. Gene Ontology annotation, cellular component: nucleus. Bases 1 to 2556 code for a protein of 851 amino acids. The record is from RefSeq and is a predicted model, not a curated record. The transcript has 2 exons. Gene Ontology annotation, molecular function: zinc ion binding; RNA polymerase II cis-regulatory region sequence-specific DNA binding; DNA-binding transcription activator activity, RNA polymerase II-specific. Gene Ontology annotation, biological process: regulation of transcription by RNA polymerase II; DNA-templated transcription.